Fraxinus pennsylvanica is the source of this 804-nucleotide messenger RNA. The record is from the annotation of a GenBank genome assembly. NCBI's taxonomy places the organism in Eukaryota, Viridiplantae, Streptophyta, Magnoliopsida, Lamiales, Oleaceae.
AUGAUAGUAAUGGGAGUGAAAAUUCUUCACCAGAAAGUGAAGCACAAGAAGUCUCUAAAAAUCUGCAGAGAGCUCUGCAUGGAACCUCUUAGCCGUAUUGGGAUUUCAUGUUAUGCUUGGGGUGAAAACAAGUCAGUGGAGGAUCAUUCCAUAGAGGACUUAAUACAAAUGAUUGCCAUGAAUGGACAAAUUAUCUUGUAUACAAGGUUAGGGUGCCAGGAUUGCAAAGAGACACGAAGAUUUCUGCAUGGGAAAAGACUUCAGUAUGUUGAGAUCAUUAUUGAUGUGUAUCCUUCCAGGAAGCCAGAGCUAGAGAAGAUUGCUGGAUCUUAUGCUGUUCCUAGAGUGUCCUUUAAUGAAGUACUUAUUGGUGGUUUGGCUGAGCUGAAGAGUUUGGAGGAGUCUGAGCCUCUUGUUCAUUUUACACUGGUCUGUGGUACCCGAUCUGGACCAUCUCUUCGAUGCUACUCACCACAAAGCAUUGAUGAAGAGUUGAUUGAUGCUGCUCUUAAUUUCCUUAGAACUGAGGCUUCGGAUAAACUCCAACGCCUUCAUCUCAAAGUUGCUCGAGUGUUCUUAACAGACAAAUUCAUUGAAGUCGAAAGCACCAAUAUUGGCAUUGCUGAAGUGUAUGUGUGGAAAAAGUUGAACAAGGAGACGGAAAUGCUGAAAAGCUUGGGAAAUAAAGAGGCUAAGAAGGAAGUUUAUGGGACCACUUCACCCUCUUUCGGUUCUGGCUUGGAUUCAUGUUCCGGUGGCUGCAGCUUCCUCGGGGGUUUUUAUAGAAUUCACCCUGCAGCAUAA